Messenger RNA from Xyrichtys novacula (pearly razorfish), 2248 nucleotides. The record is from the annotation of a GenBank genome assembly. Lineage: Eukaryota; Metazoa; Chordata; Actinopteri; Labriformes; Labridae.
AUGGGGAAAAAAAUGACCAUAAAAACUUUCGCGAUUGAAUAUGAUUCCAUCAAUAGCAAGAACAUCUUUACAAAUGGAGAUACCAUCAAUGGAAGAAUCAUUGUGGAGGUCUCUAAGGAAACUAAAAUCCAGGCGCUUAUUUUCAUCGCUAAAGGAGAGGCCAAUGUGUGCUGGAGUGAAGAUUCUGAACAGUAUAAUCAAGGGUUCAGGUCCAGUGAGAAGUAUUAUGAAGUCACGCAUCACAUCCUAAGAGAGGCAAGACAAGAUGGUAAUGUAUGAAAUCAAUAUCUCUCUAAUUUUGAUAAUGGCUAAUAUUUUAAGUAAUCAGCCCCUCAAUUUAAAGACUUUCCAAACUUUUCCAGGCACUGAAAUCAUUGGAAAAGGAAGACACGUGUUUCCUUUUUCCUACACAAUUCCUGACAGGUGCUUUUUUUUACUAUUUCAUAUUUAUUUGGGUGUUUUUUCUUUCUCUUAUUUUAGUUGAAUCAUUUUUCUACAAUUGCACUCAACAGGAAAAUCCCAUCAACAUUCAAAAGCAGCAUAGGAAAGAUUGUUCACAAAUUGAAGGCAGAGCUGAAACAGUCGAUUAAGCUGACUAAAAAAGCCAAAACCCACUUCAAAUUUGUGUCCGCAGCAGACAUGGACACCCCUGGACUUAUGGUUAGAAAUCAUUCAUCUUUAAAAAUGCAAACUUUAUCUACUCACUUGUCUUUUCAGGAGAAAUACAGUAGACAGCUUUGACUCAUAUCCCGUUUUUCAGGAUCCUCAGUACGGGUGCAAGGAUAAAUCUGUGAGAGUUUUUGGCUCUGGAAAUGUUUCAUUCGAUGUUCACACCAAGCGGAUGGGAUACACGCAAGGUAAUGUGGAGUUUAAGCAAAUUUACCCUGCAUGUGAAUGGUUUUAACACACUUUUGCUCUCUGCAUAAGGAUACAGCUCACUUUAGGAAUCAGGUAUAUCAGGUUUGACUUUAGAUUGUAUAAAGAAAACACUUCACCAAUGGAAAAAUCAGGUUUGAUAACAUUGCUGCUCCUAGAAAGUAAAGCAAGUCUUUGCUAUUUGUCACACAUUAGGAGACCAGCUGUACUGUUUUCAAAUGAACUGCUCAGAUGCAAUCACAAAUUCAGGCAUGCAUGGAGGAGAUAUUCUCCUUGGACACCAAAGAAGCUUGGUCUUGUUGAGGUUGAGCUUCAGCUGGUCUGUAAGUUUCAACAGAGAAAAAAGUGUUUAACAACAGCCUCUAUGCCUCUGUUUCACAGGUGAGGGUAUCCAGGUCAUCGCUGGAAUCAGCAACCGCUCAUCUCGUUCGGUGAAGCCCAAGUUCACGCUGUAUGAGGAGAGGAGUUUCUUUGCACAGGGUCAAAGGAGAGUUCACACAAAUGAGAUCCUCAAGGACAAGCUCGAGCCGAUUAAAUCCUCCGACAAAAAGACUGUAACCAAGGUGAUCACCAUCCCCAGGGAUCUACCUCCCUCCAUCCUCAACUGCUCCAUCAUCAAGCUGGAGUACAGACUGAAGGUAAGGCUGCCAGUCAAAAGACAGUUUGUAAACUCUUUUUGAUGUAUUUUUAUUUUUUUAUUUUUUUAUAAUGCCUCACUUUUGCUUUUAACUUUAAAGCAGUUGUGGUAUUUUGAAUAAUCUCUUAUGUGGAAAGACUCAGCACAAUAUGCCUCAACAUUACAUUAAAAGGUGUUUAAAAAGGCAGUGGCAUUUUACGGACUGUAUGUUGAUGAAAUGAUUAUCUGAAAUAAAUAAUGAUGCCUUCAAAAAUCUUAAGAAUAAACUAAUAGAGACCUCUAGUGGUCAAACUAUUGAAGUGGAAAUCAUAAUGAGCGUAAAUCCAGAGACUUUGGUUUUAUCACUCUUUCACUGUAGAUAUCAAAAUAUAUUUGUUAUCCUUAUGUUGACCUGUACUGUGUACUACAACACGAUAAAAAAAACCUCCAACAAUAAAAAAUAAUCCCAUGUUUUUACAGGUCUAUCUCAAUAUCAAAUGUGCCUCAGACCCAGAGAUCAAACUUCCCAUUGUCGUCCUCCCUGCCCUCGAGGCUCCCUCUCAUAAACAACCUCCUCCUUCUGCUGGUUUUGGAUUUGAACCUUUUGGGAACCCAAACCCAGCACCCUUGGGCAUGACGCCACCACUGCAAGUAGCACCCAGGCCGGUGGAUCCACCACCUCCAUAUGGAGCAUGUGCAGCACCAGCGAUGAACCCCUCCGUAAAUCAAUAUGGCCAAUACGAGAAUAAAUUCUGA